UAUACAUACUCAAUGAAAAUGGCUGCUUCGCCUGUGAAGUUUACAUGCUUGCUGCUCUUACUGCUGUUUACAAGUGCAUGGCUCAACAGUGCACGUGCCCAUCCAACAGCUGUGGAAGUCGAUACUUUUUCAAGUGAAAGGAUAAUAGUGGAUGGCGAUGGAAUGGUCACGACCAGCAUUAAAAAGAUAGGAGGAAGAAAAGUGGUUCGAGCCCACAACAUCAAAAGGCCAGACAUUAAAGGCAAUGUAGCGCAUGGAGGGACCUCAAGGAUUUCGAGUGCAAAUGAUCAAGUGGUUGGAAAAUAUGGCUACGAAAGAGAGGUUAUGGAUAUAGGAAAUAAGCGAAACGGGGGUCGAUUUCCUGAAGGGGUUAAAGAGUCAGGUUUUGUAGCUUUUAAUGCUGAUUACCAUGAGCCUAGGCACCAUCCACCUAAAAAUAAUUGAGGGUGAUUUUAAAAAGUAGAACAUCAUUCUUAAGACAGUUCCUAAUCUAGACUCUUGUUUUCGAUCCUAUAUAUUGUCUGUUUUAUCCGUUUGUUUUCCAAC
Messenger RNA from Populus trichocarpa (black cottonwood), 546 nucleotides. RefSeq lists its product as uncharacterized. The record is from RefSeq and is a predicted model, not a curated record. The transcript has 3 exons. Gene Ontology annotation, biological process: positive regulation of gene expression; cell differentiation; regulation of root meristem growth. Lineage: Eukaryota; Viridiplantae; Streptophyta; Magnoliopsida; Malpighiales; Salicaceae. The coding region runs from base 13 to 444 and encodes 143 amino acids. Gene Ontology annotation, molecular function: growth factor activity.